GGACGAAGGAGUUGUUUGAAAACAAUAUAGCUGCCUUUAUAUAUCUUUAUGAAUGGAUGAAAAAAUACCAUUUUUUUAGAUUUCUGCUAGAAUAAUAAUGAACGUGAAAAUGAGAGAGGUAUUAAUUAUGGGAGCUGUCUUUAUUUUGAAAGUUAGUGGACAGUAUACGUUUCCAUCUCCAUGGGCAAGUUCAACAUGGCUAGACAACACACGUGGCAUAAUCACAUUUGGCACAACGACUAUGACUGGAUGGAGUACCACAGUAUUCAAUCAGCAAAUCAGCUCGUGGCAGUGUGUGGACAGCUCAAGUUCUACAACUCUGGUUAUGCGAUCCACCCAGUCGGUGACGUAUAGUACAACGGCGUUUUAUGCAUUUUUGUGUAUGAAAUUUACACAGCUUUCUACAAAUUCAUAUAGCUAUGUACAACAACAAGCCCAACAACAGAAUGCAGGCUACGAACGGCUGUGGUUCUCGUCGGACAGCACAUUAUCCACAGUUUCAACAAUAUGUGAUUCAUCUGCCAGUAUUCCGACCUUAGAAUUUCACGUUCUUGUUAAACAAGGCAUGGGUGACUCGGCAGCAAUAACCUUCCCUAACAAUUUGCUGUUUUCUGCGGACUAUAAAUACAUGGCUAGUGACGGUACAGUCGCAUGUAACAACACCUCGGACACAGUGGACAUGUGCACGGACACCAAGGCAUUGUCCUUCAAUAACUACACUAAUUGCAAGCAAGAAAUAGCAUAUUCUGCUGGUGGUGAACUAUGGUGUGUUGCUACGGCCUCUUUGAGUAGCUACGACUGUGCAGUUGUCUUCAACCGAGACGCAACGAUCUCCGGCACAGCUUCACAGUCCGCAUGUUUGUGUUCGGACGGUAGCUCGGUCUCUGUAGUGUCAGGAAACUGUACUUCAGACCAGACACCAAGCAGUUAUCCCACAGCUGCUGAUGGCACGACCGUAAUAGGAUACCGCCUGACCAUUGAAUCUGUUUAUGCUCCGACGACGACGACGACGACGACGACGACGGGAAGCAGCGGUCUCUGUGGUGGGGUUAUCGCCGCAAUUGUCAUCAUUAUUAUUGUCAUCAUUGUCAUCAUCGUUGUCAGUAUCUUCUUGUACAAACAUGGGCAUUGUGUAAAAAUUUGUAAUCAUCUAAACGGGUGUCAUCUAAUGGGCCCUUGCUGGGCAGCCUGCCGAAAUAAAGUAUGUGUUUGCUGUAAGAACAAAAUAGAUGGAGCAAAGUAGUAUUUUUACCUCAGGGCAUUGAACAAAGAUGUUUGCUUAGUUCAGUUCUCUGAGAUUUUUGGUUAUAAAGUCUAUUUAGUAGUGAUAAUGAUUAAUUAAUUCUGUUGAAACAAGGGACUAUUAGUAUGAUCUAAGUUCUGUGAAAAGGAUUUUGUAAAAUAAGGAGUAAAUUAAAAGUUACAUGGAAAAAACUGGUUUGUAAAACUCAAACAAAGGAUAUUACAUGCCAAAAGGCCUAACUUUUCACAACUUUGAGAUAACCACCAAUAGAAAGCGGAUAUAAAUACAGUGUUUGACAAUUACCUAUACAAACUGUUUGUGUGCAAUCAUGAACAAAACUACAUAUCAGACAAAGGGCAAGAAAGAGGCUCAAGCUGCAGGCAACAAAGGCAGCUCAGUUAAGCCACCACCUAACAAAAUGCCCAACUCUGAAAUGUGUAACACUAGUGCUGAAGAGUUAUCCAUAAUUAGGGCCGGGUACCGCCUUGAAAAAAAUACCGCGGUAUACCACGGUUUUUUCCUAAUUACCGCGGUAUAUACCACGGUAUACCACCAUAUUUAUCGUAAGACUUACAGCUAUUGUAGUGGUCAUAAAAAUAUUUAAAAACUCUCAGAAAUACUUCAUUUAUUAUGAGCAACAACGAAGACUACAGUCGACAUCGUACUUGCGACCACCUCUAUUUAGCGAUUUUUGUAUUAAACGACCGGUCAAAAUCCCUCCCGAACGUUUUCAGUACAUAAAUUCAUUCCAUUAAGCGACUUUUUCAUUAAACGACUAGCGACCACAUUAAUGUAUUCCCGACAGGUAAAUUAUUCGACAAAAGUAUCUAUUAAGCGAUGGGGCACCAAAAUUCUACCGGGCAUUCUUCAUCUGUGAAAUUAGCGAGUACGUUUUGUAUAUGACUUAAUGCAAUUAACCUUUGUAUCAGUCGAACUGACAAACAAUCUAGCCAUAAUUUUCACGACGGAUUGUGGACUUGGAAAAGUGUUCACGAUGUUAAAACAGAUUUUUAAACCAUACGUGGAUGUUCAAAAAUAGAUACAGUUAAUAACUUUUCUUUUCAUCUGACCGAAAUUCAUUAAGAGACCACUCCAUUAAGAGACCCGACUUAGCAGUCCCUUGGGUGGUCUCUUAAUACAAUGUCGACUGUAGUUACUUGACUAGAAUUAAAGAAAAAAAAAAUACACUGGAAUAUUAACUUGACUAAUGACUAGUUAGAUUAAUGACCCUUAGUAUUUUUUACCAGCGUGUAUUUUUCGGAAGACGCCAUAUUGUCUCUAGGGAAGCACUGGGUCACAUAUAUAUAGGUCGCGCUUGUUUGAAGUUCGAUUCGUGCACCCGUUUGAUAAACCAAUAACGUUUAUGAAGGCUUCAUCAGAUCGUUUUCAAACAAAAAAUAAUAAAUUUCGACUGAACAUUUUCCAUACUAUUUAUUUCUUUUUUAAUACGUGCAAAUACAUACUGGGAUAUUUUAAACUAUCAUCAUUUAAACAAGAAGUCGGGACUCGCCGAAUUUAGGCCUAAAAAAAUGCUGUG
This is a messenger RNA of Mercenaria mercenaria, 2780 nucleotides long. RefSeq lists its product as uncharacterized. The coding region runs from base 98 to 1243 and encodes 381 amino acids. NCBI's taxonomy places the organism in Eukaryota, Metazoa, Mollusca, Bivalvia, Venerida, Veneridae. The record is from RefSeq and is a predicted model, not a curated record. The transcript has 8 exons.